Metopolophium dirhodum (rose-grain aphid) is the source of this 1225-nucleotide messenger RNA. Its product is annotated as ankyrin repeat and SAM domain-containing protein 3-like. The transcript has 6 exons. Bases 232 to 993 code for a protein of 253 amino acids. Gene Ontology annotation, molecular function: protein binding. NCBI's taxonomy places the organism in Eukaryota, Metazoa, Arthropoda, Insecta, Hemiptera, Aphididae. The record is from RefSeq and is a predicted model, not a curated record.
AACAAUAUGCUAUAACCGACAUACCGUAUACUCAUAUUACUCUCAUAUUAUACGCAGGAUCCGGUCAACGUUAAAUAUGAUCAGUGUUGGUCUGUUCUUUUUUUCGUGAUUUUGACUACAUUAAUAUUCAUACAGAAUAAUUCUGAUAAUUAUCUGAUAACGUUUUAUUUGACAAAAACAACAAUUAUUUUACAUUGUUUUGGGUACACACACGUCGAUUGCACCAGUAUCAUGGACCUGCAUACGGCGUGUACACUGAAUCACCCGAAGGUGAUUGAUAUGCUGACGCUAAGCAACAAUUUAAAUAUGGCCAAUAACAAAGGAUGGACUUGCCUGAUGUAUGCUUGCUAUUAUGGAAACAAAAAUCUUGUUGAUCGCAUAGUAGAUUUAGAUCCAACAACUUUGUUCUCGGCCAACAACGAUAAACAAACACCUUUAAUGAUCGCCACCAUGUCCGGUAACGUAUCGAUAGUGAAGAAAACAUUUCACGUUGACAUUUUGGAGAUGCCUGAUAAACUAGGCAGAUCUGCAAUGUUUUAUGCGGUAUUAUACAAUCAAGAAGAAAUAUUGGAGUAUUUUAUUGAAAAACAAGCCAAUUGUAACGUAAUUGAUAACUUCGGUAAGACUAUGACUAUGACAGCUAUCUCGAAAGGAUUCCGGAGAGUAAUGAAACUGUUGUACGAGUAUGGAAAUAGACCCGAAAAGAACGUGUUGAAUACUACAUGGUCAGAAAAAUUGGAAAAUGCCAGAAACAAUCCUCAAAGCGACGAACGUUUAGAUUAUCACGUGGAAAAACUAUUAAAACAGUUGUCACUGGAAAAAUAUUGGCCGGUGUUCGACGAACGAAACAUCCGGUAUAAUGAUUUCUUGAAGUUAUCUGAGCAAGACUUGAAAGAUAUCGGUAUACAUUUAUUUGGUCCAAGGAGAAAAUUAAUAAUGACUAUUGACAAAUUAAAUGAAUUAAGAACAUCACAAGAACACUCGAGGGGUUGAAAAUCUUAUAGACUUUUUAUUUUAUAUUAACCUUUAUUGUAUUGAUGUACUUUUAUACUUUUUACUUAUAUAUAUAUUUAUGAUUUUUAUUUUUAUUUGAAUUUUAUUAAUUAACAUAACUUUACUAUAACUACACUACUUAUAUUUACCUUUUUAUUUUUAAAUAUUAUAAUUUAUAACUUUAACAUUUAUUUUUACAAGAUAAUACAUUUGGAAUUUUGAGUUAUGAGAG